Molecule: messenger RNA, 4333 nt
Organism: Vitrella brassicaformis
Lineage: Eukaryota; Vitrellaceae
Source: the annotation of a GenBank genome assembly
CUGUGCCGGAAGCAGUUUCCACUUAAAAGACACGAAGAAGAAUCUCACAUAUACAGCGGUUGAUACACUUCCGCCGGCAGCGUUGGCCUCAAACGCAGCGAUCGCCUCCUAACGCCAUCUGGGCAGCCGAGGGAGGUUGGAGGUCUUUCUUGUGUCGCAUCUGUCGCUAUGAUGAACGGCCACGGUGACUCUGUCUUCGCCAAGUCUAUCCGCACGUCCAAGGUAGCCUGCAUCGGGGCGGGCUAUGUGGGAGGGCCGACCAUGGCCACCAUCGCGCAAAGAUGCCCGCACAUACAGGUGACCAAGGGGCAGACAGAAAACUCUAAAUACAGGGCAGAAAAGCGCCGCAGAAGCGCUGGUUGUGACUGUUGCUGCGUGUUGUUGGCUUCUGUUGACCGCGCAGGUGUACGUGUUGGACAUAUCCCAGUCGCGCAUAGCUGCAUGGAACUCCGACCAACUCCCCAUCUACGAGCCCGGACUGGACGACGUCGUGAAGGUACCAGCACCUAACGCGCACCACACAGAUGGCCGGGCACACAAUGACGGAUGUGUGGUUUUGUUCCGCUCUCUGUAUCUGCAGGAGUGUCGCGGUCGCAAUUUGCACUUCACGACGGACGUGUCCGGUAUGGUGAAGGAGUGCGACAUCAUCUUCGUCUCCGUCAACACCCCCACCAAGACCAGGGGACUCGGCGCAGGACGCGCCGCAGACCUCGCCACAUGGUCAGUCAGCGCUUCUCCCCCCCCUCCCCCCCUCCCCCCCUACACACACACACACACACGCACCGAUGAGAUGGGCGCCACACGGACGGUGGGUGCUUCUUCUGUCUGUGUGUGUGCAGGGAGUUGGCCGCGCGUUGCAUCGCUGAGAAUGCGGACGGUCCCAAGAUAGUGAUAGAGAAGUCGACGGUGCCGGUGCGGACGGCAGCGGCGGUGCAGCGUGUCCUGGAGGCCAACGAGAAGCCCGACGUCAAGUUCGUCAUACUCUCAAACCCAGAGUUCCUCGCCGAAGGUGAGUUGGUUGGCGUGUCGGGGUGGCUGCGUCCGUGGCUUGUCUUCGGUGGUCAUAUGGGUGUCUGUCGUGUUGUGUGGUGUGUGCAGGCACGGCCAUGAAGGAUUUGGAGAAGCCCGAUAGGGUACUGCUCGGCGGGCCCGAGGACGAGGACGGACAGUUCGCACUCAAGGUGACCUCACUGACUCACCGACACACGGAUGCACCUUCGUGGUGAUUGUGUGGGUGCGCGAUGUCAGUUGUUGGUUGACGUGUAUGCGAACUGGGUGCCCCGCGAGAAGAUCCUCACCACCAACCUGUGGUCAUCCGAACUCUCCAAACUCGGUAGGCUACACAGGCAGCCACACCCACCAUUCAGUAUUAAUGCCCACUGGGUACGUGUGUGCCAUGAUGGUUGUGUGUUCAGUCGCGAAUGCGUUCCUGGCUCAGCGCAUCUCGUCCAUCAACGCCAUCUCCAUGCUGUGCGAGAAGACCGGUGCCAACGUCAAGGAAGGUACACACACACCACCCUUGCACCACACCAUAGCACACCACACCGAUCUCAUGUGUGUCUUAUCUGUAUCAGUUGCGCACGCCAUCGGUUUGGACAGCCGCAUCGGUCCCAAGUUCCUCAACGCAUCCGUCGGCUUCGGAGGCUCGUGCUUCCAAAAGGCGAGAGACCACACACACACGCAUUAGAGCGCCCAGACAUGCCCCGUGCUUGUGUCAUGCUGGUGCAGGACAUUCUCAACUUGGUGUACCUGUGCGAGUCGUUCGGCCUGCCGCAGGUAAGGAGAACCACACGGCUGAUCCGGUUCGCCUGCGCGAAGCAUCGUGUACGUCUGAUGUAUCCUCAGGUGGCUGCGUACUGGCAGCAGGUGGUCGACAUGAACGAAGUCCAGAAGCACAACUUCACCAGAAAAGUGGUGCGUGAAAUGAGUACAUCUAGCUAGGCGUGCAGAGCCAUGGACUGUCGACCUCCUUUCUGGUGUGCAGAUCGACGCCAUGUUCAACACGGUCAACCGCAAGAAGAUCGCCAUAUUCGGAUUCGCCUUCAAGAAGGACACCGGCGACACGCGCGAGACACCCGCACUGUGAGACACACAAACAAGGCUGCCGCUCGUGUCUUGUCUUCACUCCCCCACGUGUCUGUCUACCUGGGUGUGUUUGCCUGCAGGACUGUGUGUUCGUUGCUGAUGUCUGACGGUGCGAUCCUGCACGUUUACGACCCCAAGGUGACCCGCGAGCAGGCGCUGCAGGAGUUCAGGGACCACAGGCUCGAAUUCGACUUCGAAAAACAAUUCUUCUGGGAGGUACGGAUGACACAAACACCCAGCAACCACGCCUUGGCUGCAGCGACGUUUGUGUGGUAUGAUGUUAUGUGCAGGAGGACGCCGAGUCGGCGGUGCAGGACUCGCACGCCAUCCUCAUCCUCACCGAGUGGGACGCGUAAGCCAACCGCACACAUGGACACGCGCUCUUGCCCACACGUAUUCGCGUGUGUGUGUCCGUGCGCGUGUUGGUUUGUCAGUUUCAAGGGUUACGACUACAGUUUGUUCCGCAAGCGGAUGCGCAAGCCCGCAUUCCUCUUCGACGGCAGGAACAUACUCGACCACGACAAGUGGGCUGCCACCACACGGACCCACACAUCAGCCAUGGGCACAUGUCGUCCCUGUGUGUUUUCAUUGUCACACAGGUUGGCCGACAUCGGUUUUGAGGUGCACUCGAUCGGCAAGCCCCCCCUCAGGAGCAGGGCCCCCAUCAACAACAGCCACUGACCACUCAGACCACACACACACACACACACAGACAUACACACGACGGGGGGAGGGGUUCGUGAGUGUAUAUAUGGGGAUCUGCAUGCCGUUGGGUUCUCAGUGCACUCAUUGCGAUGCGGUGCGAUGCGGUUCGUGGGGGCUAGGACGUCGGAGAGAGGAAGGAAGAGAGAGACAGAGAGAGACAGAGAGAGAGGGAAGGCAGGCAGGCACGGAUGGAUGGCACGCACCCGUCUUCUGUUGUCCGGUCGACGCGUGUCUGUCCAUCCAGUAGCGAGCCCUUGCCUCGUCUCUUCAACCGCGAGCAACGUCGAUGCUUCUGUACAGUAGAAGAAGACAGGCAACGAAGCGAGCGAAGCUAGGGGAGGGAGAGGCAGUGAGGCGAUGCUUGCUAGUGAUGCGAUGCGGCUGCUGCAUUCUUGCUUUCAUGCGAAAAUGGAUUCAUUUAUAUAUGUACGCUGGCUGGGAGUACGGCCGGACGCAGAACGCCCAUGCACUGACCGACUGACAUCAGUCGCUUGUAGUGACAUCAGUCGCUUGUAGCUGCCUUGCCCCCGAGUGACUCGAGGCACCAAUCCAAUCCAAUUAGGACACACGAUAGAUAAGGGCUGCGUAAGGGCUGCGUACACGUGCAAUGCGUACACGGGGGGGCACUGAGUGGCUGGUUUGACGUGACGUGAGUGGAUGGAUGGAUGGAUGCCUGGAGGGGCGGGCGUGUGGGCGUGUGGGUGGUCUAUGCAUGCCUGUGUGUCGGCACGAGAAAUGGUUGCUGAGUAGGUAGGUACCCGGGGGUGCAUAACGGCAUCUGCUGAUCGGGGAGAGACAGACGAGGGAUGGAUUGAGUCUCGUGUGAGCUAUGGCGUGAGGGGUCUCUUUUCUCUACCUCUGCUAACGCUUGCAGCCUCUGGGGAGCCUCUCAGUGGCUACACACGUUGCCGGCGGUGGAGAGAAGAAUGCUCUCGUGGCCAAGCACAGUCGAAGAAGAGACAGACGAUGCCGUCCAUCCAUCCUUUCUCCUCUGUAUUUCUCAUCAUCAGCAACUAUUUCUUAUCAUCAGCUCACCGCCCACAGCUGCAUGUUACCAUGUAUCGUCCAUCUACAGCCGUCACUCACCCGCGACACGCACCUUCUCUCUCACCCACUCACUCACUCACUCUGUCUGUCUGUCUGAGUGUGUGUGUGUGUGUGUGAGUACUGCCCCUCCCUAUUUAUCCAUGUGUGUGUGUGUGUGUAUGGCAAGCAAGUGCUCGCUAAUCCGCUGAUGCAUGUGCGUAAGCCAAGCCGAGCCAAGCCAUGUCUGUCUGUCUGUCUGUCUGUGUCUGUCGUGUGUACCCGGCCGUGCGUGUACGUGUACGUGGAUAUGUAUGUAUGUAUAUCUAAACAUGUGUACGGUACGGUACGGUGUAUGGUAUGUAUGGUGGUGUGUCGUGCGUGGUUGUGUCGUGUGAGUAGCACAGCAGCCUUGCCUUGCCUUGCCUUGUGUGCGUGGUGGCGCGACGCGUGCAGUGCGAUGCGAGACAUCGACAGACACUCCACGAGUAUAUGCAAUGCAACAUCUGUCCGAGUCAAC